Messenger RNA from Archocentrus centrarchus (flier cichlid), 2240 nucleotides. RefSeq names its product tyrosine-protein phosphatase non-receptor type 5. Gene Ontology annotation, cellular component: plasma membrane; cytosol; cell junction. The record is from RefSeq and is a predicted model, not a curated record. The coding region runs from base 244 to 1962 and encodes 572 amino acids. Gene Ontology annotation, molecular function: protein kinase binding; protein tyrosine phosphatase activity. Gene Ontology annotation, biological process: protein dephosphorylation; signal transduction. NCBI's taxonomy places the organism in Eukaryota, Metazoa, Chordata, Actinopteri, Cichliformes, Cichlidae. The transcript is spliced from 14 exons.
CCUCUCCUCUCCUCUCCACUGUCUCUCCCUGUUUCCCCCUGCAUGGCUGUGUGACAUGAGGUGAAUAUCAAUUCCUCAGCAAAACCCCCACGGUUUACAUGGCCGCUGCGCUUUCCUGGCUGUAAAAAGAACUGACUCUGCCUCACAAUGACUGACUAUGACCAGAUGCCACAGAAUACAGGAUUUACCUUGAUCAUGUGAUGUGACUCCCCUGCUAGUUCUUUGCCAUCUCAUUGGGGCAUCAUGACCCGCCGGCUGAGUAGCUCCACUCGUUCCCACACCGAGGACUCUAUCUUCCUGAGGCCUGAUGAAGACCCUGUCUGGUUAGAUGAGCCUACAAAGACUGAAAAAAUUGGUGAUGGAGCCCUUAAAAAAGACAGGCUAUUGGAAUGUAAAGAGGGACACACUGAAGGCCAACACCCCCAAGAGGAAGUGUUUCUACGUAAAGUGUACGCACUGGUGAUUGAGCUCCACUGCUGUGCAGCACUGUUCAUUGCCUCCCAAGUCAUGGGGUACUGGGUGUUUUUUGUGGUCGAAGGAAAUGGGCCACUCUCUUCCAUCUACAAAGCCCUGCAGGUCAUUGACUUCUACCUGGGGUUCAUCCUACCCUGCCACCCGAUUUUUGGAAUGGACUCAGUGGUGUUGAUGAGGGAGGUGGUAAACACCACAGAGCAUAAUUGGAUUGUCCAUGGCACCGCAGGCAUCGGCGUGGCCAUCUGUGUUGUCAUGAUCAUCCACAUGGUGUGCAAGUGGUGUUAUGGCACUGGCUUGUGGUCAUCAGGAACUGUGUCGAGGGACAUUGGCGAUCGUCGUCAGUCUGUGAGCCGCCAGCCCUCUUUCACCUUGUCAGAGUGGACAGAUGCCCAGGAGGAUCUGAUAGACCUGGACCCUGUGCCCCAGACUCCAGUCUUUGACAUGGGCACAGACACCAGGACAGAGGGAGAUGCUGCCACCCUUACUGUUACACCAGUGGGGCUUCAGGAGAGGAGAGGCUCCAAUGUUUCCCUGACCUUGGAUAUGUGCACACCAGGCUGCACAGAGCCCUACGGCUAUGGAGCCCAACUCUCUCCCAGAGACCAGUCAGCCCAGGAGUAUCUCCGACAGGGAACGCACAUUUUGACCCCUGCCAUGCUACACACAAGGGCCAUGGAUGACCAGAGCCUGCAGGCUGAGUUUUAUGAAACUCCCAUGAACUUUGUGGACCCUAAGGAGUACAAUUACCCAGGGCUGGUGAGAAAGAACCGCUACAAAACCAUUUUACCCAAUACACACAGCAGAGUGAUCUUGAAGUCACAGGAUGAAGAUGAUUUUCUCUCUACCUAUAUCAAUGCUAAUUAUCUUAAAGGUUAUGGGGGUGAGGAGUGUGCAUACAUUGCUACCCAGGGACCCACUGUGAACACAGUGGGGGAUUUCUGGAGGAUGGUGUGGCAAGAGAGAACCCCAAUCAUAGUGAUGAUCACCAACCUAGAAGAGAAGAAUGAAAAAUGUGCUGAGUACUGGCCCGAGGACACUGUGACACAUGAGGGCAUUGAGAUCACUGUGGUCAAGGUGACCCAGGAGGAUGACUACAGUCUGAGGGUGUUUACUCUGAAGUGCGGGGAAGAGGAGCGCACUCUGCGGCAGUACUGGUACACCUCCUGGCCUGAUCAGAAGACCCCGGACAAGGCUCCACCCCUGCUGGAGCUGGUGCAGGAAGUGGAAAGGGCACGUGAGGAAGCCCCGCCCUCCAGUGGCCCUAUAAUUGUCCACUGCAGUGCUGGAAUUGGUCGAACUGGCUGCUUCAUCGCCACCUCCAUCCUGUGCAAGCAGCUGAGAACUGAGGGUGUAGUUGACAUCCUGAGAACCACCUGCCAGCUCCGUCUGGACAGGGGUGGCAUGAUACAGACGUGUGAGCAGUACCAGUUUGUGCAUCACGUCCUCAGCCUGUAUGAGAAACAGCUGUCUCAAACUGCUGAGGAGUAGAGUGAGCGCGACGGCCACACCCAGACUGAGACACACCACUGUACACGUAUCCGCCUCAGGUGGUAUGCACCACUGUACCUAGCAUCAUCUCAAUCUCACCCUUUAACAAGUUCCGACCAUCUUAAUCUCUUCACUCAAGUCAGGCUCACUCAGACAGGACUGACUCUGUCCUAAUUGUGUGUGGUUGACCAGAACAAACAUAGAGGACGUGUGAUUUGAGAUACCCCACCCCCACCCCACCCAAAAAAAUUGUAGUAACGCAGUCCUAUUGAUCCACA